Messenger RNA from Huiozyma naganishii CBS 8797, 555 nucleotides. Its product is annotated as gluconokinase. Gene Ontology annotation, molecular function: gluconokinase activity. Lineage: Eukaryota; Fungi; Ascomycota; Saccharomycetes; Saccharomycetales; Saccharomycetaceae. Bases 1 to 555 code for a protein of 184 amino acids. The transcript has a single exon. The record is from RefSeq and is a predicted model, not a curated record. Gene Ontology annotation, cellular component: cytoplasm.
AUGUCAGACAGACCAAAGGUAAUUGUAUUGGCCGGCACUGCUGGUACCGGUAAGUCGACAAUUGCUCAUACCUUGAUAGGAGUGUACAGCGGCAAAUGUUCCAAUAUGAAAUUCAUUGAAGGUGACGACUUGCAUCCGAAGGAGAAUGUCGCUAAGAUGGCCUCUGGUACUCCACUGAAUGACGAAGAUAGGUGGGGGUGGCUGCAGACUGUGGCGAAGGCUGGAUCUGAAGAAGCCAAACAAUGCCCCUCCAAAGUGUCUAUUGUUGCUUGUUCUAGUCUGAAAUUAAAGUACAGAGACUUGAUUAGGGAAACGGUCCCAGAUACCGAUUUCUCCUUCGUGUUUCUGUACGCUAGUAAAGAAAAUAUCUUAAAGAGACUCUACCAAAGAAGCGGGCAUUUUAUGAAGUCCGACAUGGCGGACUCGCAGUUUCGCGAUCUGGAACUACCACUUCCCGAUGAAAAGGACUGCUACAUUGUUAAUAUGGACGACAAGACGUACCCUGAGAUUGAGGAGAUCGUUCACAAAGUGUGUGACGAAAUCAUGGCCAAAUAA